AAUUGCAUUAACUUUGGAAACGUGGUGGCGAAUCCUGUAAAAAAAAAAUGCUUGUUUUUACACUGUUGCUAUUUUUCUAUUGUGGUACAACAGUUUAUUGUGAGGCCAUGGCAGCUUCUCUGGGACCCCCAUUCAGGACCGGGUCUAGAGCUGGGCUACAGAUAAUUAGAUCACUGCUAUCAGUUUCACUGUCUCUUUUCUACAUCACAAUUUACAUGAUAAUAACACUCUCGAUGGUCCCCCUCUCUCAAAAGCGCUUAGACUUUCUCCUUUUUUCCCCCUUUCCAACAUCCAAAUGAUUCACUGCCUCACCUUAAAAUGCACUUAUGGGGUGGGAAUUAAAAAAAAAUCCCUGGGAAAACCUCUCAACGUGAGAGAAAAAAAGGGUAUGGCAGAAACUGUCCAUUGGCACGUGAUUUCACAACAUGCAAAGUGCAAUGAAUGCGAUUAAAAAGAAACUUUGUCAGGGCUGCUAUAAACGUGUUUAAUGCCUGGGAAAGUACAGUUUAGUGGACUGAAUUGGAAUUAGAUCAGAUUAAAUACAUCUGAACUGACUUUACAUUCUUUAAAAGUCUACUUAGUGGGAUCUCAAAAGAAAGAUGGGAAAAAGUAUAUAUGGGGUUUUGGGCCAAAAAACAAUCUGUAUCAAUAAGCAAAAAUCAUGAAAAUAGUUGUUUCUGAGCUAUUUGAAUUAAACAUUAUCUUUAAUAUCAAUACUCUCCACAUUCAAACACUCCCAACAUCCUCAAGUGUUUUCUUUCUAAGCCCACCAUGUUCCAAACCAGAGCGACGUCCUUUAAGUGCUUUCACUGAAAUCAGGAUCCGUUCGGACCCCUACGAAAGUCCCAGUGUUGGAUCCCCUCUGCAGUAUUCACUGCUGGCCAAGAAACUUCCUGCAAAUGCUGAAUUGUUUACAGCGGCUAUUUCACUCAUACCCAGGAUUUCUUAAGGUCAACAUUUCUUCUGGCACACUGGGCUUGAACUGCACUUUAUUCCCCUUUAAUUUAACAGCUCCGGCAGCUUUUCUAGUUAAAUCGACUGUUCAUUAUUGAGCCUCAUUUUACGAAGGGGCUGUGAGGUGCAGUUUAAUGAAUCUCUGGCACAAAGAUCCCUUUCACUGCUCAAGGAAGAAUAGAAGCUAUUUAGACCAUGUAGGGCUGUAUGUCAAAGGCAGCCUAUAAUAGUUGUCAGGCAGAGGCUAAAAUUCCCACUGGUGCGGGAAUGCACGAGAAAUCAACUUCCACUACGAACAGAUUAAGAUAGUUGUAGGAAGUUACAAGAACAUGUAGAAAAAAAAAAAAAACAGUACUUGUCCCAAAGCAUGCACAGGACAAGGUUUGGUCAAGUUUGUAUGACAUAUGCAUUCGAAUUCAAGAGGUGUAUUUUGUGAGACAUGUAGAAAAGUAUCUAAAAUGUAGAUCACAAUGCAUGAAACUUGAAUUCUCUAGGGGAAUAAAAUGCCACAACUGAUUGAAAACAAAACGUAGGUCCAGUAUUAUUUAAUCCAGAACUAAACAUCUUCUUUAAAAUCUCCCAUCAAGUUUUACAUCUCUAGAGUACAUCAGAUAAAUUAUUUUAAUAAUCAUUCCACAAGUGGUUCAGAAUUUAUUUUACACUAACUAUCUGACUUUAAACACAUUGUUGUGUCUGGAAACAUUUGCUAGUUGGUCAUUCAUGUGCUAACAUUUUGAGUCAGAUGUUUAAUAUACAAACUGUUAAGUUCUGUCCAUUUCAAAAGAUUUAAACAAAUUUAACAAACAAAACUCUGUCAUAAAUAAGAUGAAAGUAAUUCAGAUCCCUUGUGGACAGUCCAAUGUAGUUGCUCUCAAAGAUUUCAUAUCAUAAAAUGUGUAUAUUCACAUAGACAUGUACAUGAAGACUUGACCAGGACAGAUGAACCCGAGGCUAUUGUCUUUUUACUCUGUGGGAUGCCUCAGACAAAUCCCUCUUAGUUGCAGGUGGUCAGGCGUGAGCAAAGAGUUAAGUCCCAGGGUCCCUCAGCCCCUCCCCUUUGAUGUCCUGACAUCAUUGGCCCUGCCCCCUAAAAUAAUCCUCCCUUCCCCCAAAUUCCAGCUUUCGACAGAGUGCAGACGAACUGUAAGGGUGUCCUGCACAGGACCAAGGGUUAGCAAACCACCCUGGAAAUGCAGAUAGGAAAUAUGCUUUAGGGUCUCUAGAAGACAAUUGCAUACAUCCUGUGCGAAGGAGUUGUGCUUGUGGCAGAGAGAGAGAUGGCUGUUCAGGCUGCCAUCAUGAACUCGCAGUUCUUAAACUUCUGUUUUCCUGGCUCGGUCAUGGAUUAUGAGGUGGAAAAGGGUCUGGAAGGGGGUCUCCUGGGUGAGGUGGACUGUGAGGGUGACUUUCGGGAGACCACUAGGGAUCUGCUUAGCUUCAUCGACUCUGCUUCCAGCAACAUCAAACUUGCGCUGGACAAACCUGUUAAGUCCAAGAGGAAGGUCAACCACCGGAAGUACCUGCAGAAACAGAUUAAGAGGUGCACGGGGAUCAUCUCGCCAGGGACCACACCUGUUCAGGAGCCAUGCAAGAGGCAAGGCUCGCCCCAAAACCCAACAAGCAACCUCUCCAGCAAAACACCCAAGAAGGAUGGGAUGCAGGCCAACCUGCAAAGCAAGAGCCUGGCUGCCCUCUUUAACCCAGCGAAGGAUGUACGAGGAGAGAGGGCCAAGAAGCCCCCACUGCGGCAUCGAAACCUUCCUCCAUCCUUUUUCACGGAGCCAGCCAACAGCUCCAGAGUUACAUCUACUUCUGGCAUGUCGCUCAAAGACCUGGAGCGAGGGACUCCGGAAGCAGCAGAGUUCUUGGAGCUUCUCGGACCUGACUACAGCAAUAUGGUCUCAGAGCAGGAUCUAUUCCACACCGCACCUAUCAGGAUUCAACAGGAGGUGUCCAUGGGUCCCGAGCCAUAUGACUCCCACCAUUUUGUAACUGGUGGGUUUUUGUACACCGAGCCUUGGGGCACUUGUAGCGACACCCCCAAAAAGUCAGGAGACAUGCGGACACUACCAGUACAGCCAAAUCUUUAUACUCACACGGACCUUUCUGGCAGCCUGCCUGUGGAACAGAGCUCGCCAUGUGCACUUACCUUUUCAAACUUCUUUACAGACUGCUCCACACUGCCGGUCUCCUACGAUCUGGCGAACGGAUACAACAGAGGGAGCUUUUCUUCUCUUUAAGCCAGAGAUUUUCUUUUUCUCAGACAUUACAUUGGGACAAAAACACUUGCAUUUUCAGUAUGGUAUUGACAAAGGACGCUAUCUACAUGAAAUGUCUCUUUUAAUCCUGAAAUAUUUGCCUCAAAACCAGCUAAUGGACCCUUUUAAAACAUCACUUGAUGGGAUGACACGUAUACAGUAGCUUACAAUCUAAAGAAGGCCUUUUCUCCAAAAUUGAAUAAAAACAGAAUGCAUUUCUAAUCGUAAAUUAACAAACUAUGCCUCAGAUUUUUAUGUUACUGUUCCCUGUAAAUAAAACAACAACAAAAAUGUUUUCUUAAUGUAUGGAUACACUUUGAACCUCUUACUCUUUAACAUGAGCAUUGUUUGAUUGACAAUAUUAACAAUUUUCGAAACAAUUUGUUACAGGGCUGAUCUCAGGGGGUUCUGCUAAUUUGUUUAAAUAUGUCACAGACUAAAUAGUUACAGGCAUACAGUGAUCCCAUUAAGUAUUUGAACACUUAAUCCACACUUAAAAUGUAUGGGUUUAUGUCCAUGAGACAACAAAAUAUCAAAUCAAGUGGCAUCUGCAAACAAAAUGAUGUUCAGAUUUUUUUCUUCUCAGUCAUUUUUAAUCAAAUGCUGUAACAGUAUGAAGUCGAUUCUUCUCAAGUUCAAAGAAGUGUCCUAACAACAGGUGUAGUACAUUAACUACAGACAUGAUCCAUUUAACAUUUAACAACCAAGUCUUAAUUUUAAACAGAAUUUUUGGUUGUUUUCUAACUUAAAACCAAACAAUAGUUUUUUGCCAUAUGCAUGCUUUAUGUGCUUGUGCUAUCUUUCUUAAAAAUAAAUGCCACUUACAUUGAUAUUUUGUAUUUAAUGGCAUAAUAUAUUUAAGUGUAAAAAUACUUUUUAGGGUCAAGACAAAAAAAUACAUAUGCAACAGUCUACAACAGUGGCAAACAAGACAAUCUGCCUACAUUCUUAUUUUUUAAUCACUGUUUGUUCAUCUAUUGUUUGUUGACUGCUUAACACGCAACUAUUAGGUUUGCACAUCUAAAUCAACGACUUGCAGUUCCCUUAAGGUAAAUGUUUGAAUGAAUAUACUAUAUAGUUCUCUGAGGUUGGUCUAGAUCUGGCUUUUUGGAGUUUCUUGGCAUUCUGGAAGAAAUGGAAAACUAUGAAACAGCUAAUGGGAUAAAAAGAAAAAGGUGGUAAAAUUGUGCAAAAUAAGCUAUUGGUAAUAAUGUGUAAUAGUUGCAGUUCACAAAUGAUCAUGUUCAUCAAAAAAGGAGAUCAACAUGAAAACUAUACAAUAUUAUACAACAUUACAACAUUGAAAACUAUACAACAUUAUUUUGUAACACUAUUGUCUUUCAUUGGUUUAGGAUAGAGAAUUAAAAUAGGAAUCAGACAUCUCCAAUUGCAUUGGGAAGCAACAAAUAGUUAAAAUAAAUUAAGCUAAUGAAUUAUUUUAUAUUUAGCUGUAGUUUUUAAAGAAUUUUAUGUGGGAAGCAUCAGCCAAGAGUAAAAAAUUGUGUUUUGUAAUUUAUAUGCUUACUCUUCACAUUGUUUGCAGUACGGAAACAAAAAAGUGAGAGCAACAUUCAGUUUUUCUGACAUUUUCUUUUUCAAGAACUGAUACUUAUUGUCUGUUUAUUGGUAAUGAAUCGCACACCUAAAUCUAUGGACUACAGGGGCACUGGAUGGAAGUUUUGUUGGUCAUAAAGUAAUGGGACAAAAUAAAGCUGGUCUUUAUGUCUAUUAAAGAAAAGCCUUCUUUGCAUGUCUAUUUUUUUAAUCAGAAGCAGACAUUUCAAUGUGCAGCAUGAGUAAACUCAAAACAAUAAAAAAGACAGAUAACCUUUCUGUUUAUCACAAGGGAUAUAAGUGCAGGUACAACCAUUUCAUUCUAUUUCAGUAUUUUUACUGGCAAACAAAAGGGUGCAACACUAUUUACGUUAUGGCACCCUCUGUUGGCCAAUAAACGUCUUCAUCAUUCUCA
Megalobrama amblycephala (Wuchang bream) is the source of this 5181-nucleotide messenger RNA. RefSeq names its product protein FAM181B. The transcript has a single exon. Lineage: Eukaryota; Metazoa; Chordata; Actinopteri; Cypriniformes; Xenocyprididae. Bases 2232 to 3194 code for a protein of 320 amino acids. The record is from RefSeq and is a predicted model, not a curated record.